Messenger RNA from Vitrella brassicaformis, 1950 nucleotides. Lineage: Eukaryota; Vitrellaceae. The record is from the annotation of a GenBank genome assembly.
AACGGGUCGGCGUGUCUGGUCGACCGCAGUAUCAUGUUUGCCAUGCAUGGAAACUGGGCGUUGCCAACCUGACACACCUUUCUCGACCUCUCGCUGCAAGUGGCGCCGGUGGGUGGGUGGGUGUCCACGAGUGGGCGUCUUCGUGUGUGCAUUUGUUUUCCUGUUGUGUGUCUGUUCAGUCGCUGCAGAGUGUGUCGCUCUUUUUGUGUGUGGAGAGCUACUUCGGCGAAGAGACGCUCGAAGGGAGAGAGGUAAACAGAGUACAAGUCUGUUUGUGUGUCUCAACCAACGUGUGUGGUGCAAUGGGUCCACGGAUGCCCGGCCGGUCAUCAGGAGUAUUCCUGUGGGGCAAGCAAAAGAGACGGGUGCGUUUAGAAGGCACUAAUAUGACACACACGAUCGACUGUCCACCACACAGGCGACCAAGUAGCUGUCGGUCACUCAUGCGCCGGAGAUGCUCUUCUUGCACAUCAAACGGUAUCUCACACAGACAGACAGACACACAGCCACACAGCCACACAUACCUCUCAUUCUGCCGUCUUUCGCCUCAGGCCGGCCAGCACAUUGGCCUAUUUGACCUGCUGCCGGACGUCGAGCGUGACGUCUUCUUCGCUCUGCUCGGCCCCGACGGCCUCGCCCGCCUCCGGCGCACCUGCACACUCGGCAGCCAGCGCGUGUCGGAGGCCUAUGUCAAGACGCAGAUCGAUGCACUUCUCGUCGACAAGGGCCUCCAGGACAUCCUCAGCUACGACCUGCCAUCCGUCGGUCAUCUGCUGCGGCUCCUGCACAUCAUCCAGCAGAGCGGCGAGUGGGCGGCCAUGGUGGCCAUCAUCAGAGUGGCUGUGCAUCAGGGGCGGGGGGGAGGGCAGUUGCCGAUAGAGCUGGGCGAGGCUGAUGUGGAGGCGUUGGACGGCCGGGCAGUGUUUGAGGGGCGGUGUGAGGCGCUGCGCCAGCUCUCACUCAUCGGCCGGCACAUCGGCCUGCCGCUGUGGCUCGUCAACAGCGAGGAGGUGCUGGGUUGUCGGUCGUAUGGUGAGCGAGGUGGGAAUACCUAUGGGCAACGGAUCAUUUGGUUGCGUGUCUGUGUGUCUGCAGGUCGGGAGUUUGCGUCAGUCCGCGACGGUGUCCUGGACAGGUGAGAGAUGAGUGGUAGGGGUACACAUUGGCUGCCCCGCUCUGCCGUGAUGUGCCUGAUCAGGAUGGGUCGGGGAGGGUCGGAGGUCGCCCGUCAGUAUGUCUACCAGGGCAACGAUGCCACACGCCUCAACCGACUGGUCAGCAAGGAACACACGACUGCCUCAGCAGCCGCCCCACUCGCUCAUUGUCAUAUCUCACUUUCUCUUCAGCGGCAGCUCGCCACUCAGGAGCUGCCCAUCUGGAACUGCCACACCAUCAGCACCUGCCUGGCACCAGAAGGCUUCUAUCGAAUGAUAGUGCUGCAUGGCGACCAGCCGGAUGACAGAUUCACGGCCCACAUCGACAUCUUCAGCUGCCACAUCGAUGCCCACGCCUUCCUCCACACGACGGAGCGUCCGGUGGAUGGCAGGAAGGGAGCGGUCAGGUUCCCCGAGACAGUGAGGGUCGUGCAUGAGGUGAUGGGAGCCGACGCACAGGUGGCGUUCGGCAACCAACUGGCCGUAGAGGUAGACUAGAACAACUCAUCUCUCAAAUGCCGACUGUACAGACGGCCUCCCUGUCUGUCUGCCCACGGCAGCAGAUGGCAGGCAGGCGUGUUCGAGAGACUGACGGAUGGAUACCUUGGUGGACGGUGUGUGAGUCUGCGUGAUGGGACGGAGUGGAUGGCGUCCUUCAGUGGGUGACGGAUUUUCUUAUAUAACGGGAUACAAUGGAGGUUCUCUCUCCCCACAGAAACAUAUUCACCAGUCAAUCCGACUCGUCUGUUCACACAUAGUGUGCGACGCUAGCCUGCAGGGGCGGGGCCAACAGCAC